GGGAAAAUGAAAUGAAUGCUUGAGAGUUGAGAGAAAGAGAGAGAGAUUUGAGGGAAAAAAUGGAGAGAAAAAGCAGAGAAUAAAAAGAGACCGGAUGUUGACAAAUUUCGUGUCACUGUUCUUAGAAGGUCGUUCGUUUGUGUAAAAAGAUUUCUUAUCUGGGAUCUCUCUCUUCUCCCCCCCCCCCCUCUCUAUCUCUCUCUUACAUAAAUAAAAAUACUAUCUUUCUGCCUUUCUCUCUCUAAAUAUCAUUUCCUUCCUUUUCCCCCUUUCUUUCCCCUUGUUGUUGUUGCUGCUUGCUGGUGUUGUUGUUGAGAGAGAAAGUGAGAGACUUGGGGAUAGAGAGAGAAAAGGGAGGAAUAGUGGCCCAGCAGAUCGAAAUCUCCUUUUGUUCAAUUUGGGGGGAGACGAUCUAAGCUCCUUCAAUGGCAUCAGAGCAGUACCCACUCUUUGUUUUUGCUUUUCCUCUUCUCCUUUGAGCUCCCUCUCCCUCUCCCCCUCGUUUUUGUUUCUUCUUCUCUCCUAACUUUUCUCUGAUAGUGCCAGUCUCCUGGGAGAGAGUCUUGGAAUUUUUGUUUGUCUGAUGUAGAAGUUGGGGCUGUCAAAUGAUUGUAUGCUUGUAGGUUUCUUGAGGGGAAAGAGGGGGAUAGAAAGAGGAUGCGGGUCUGAGGUAAUAUUAUUUUUCCUCUUAUGGGUUAUCUGAUUUUGUUCUUUUCUAAUUAGAAUGUUUUGUGGGUAUAAUUUGUUUUGUUUAAUGAUUUUGUCAAUUGGGCUUUGCUUUAAUUUUUUCUUUUGGGGGUGGGUUUUGGUAUCUGUUAUCAGUUUGGUGAAUUUGGGUCGAGGGUUGAGGUAUUGUGGGCAAUUCAGAGUAUGCAAUUUUCUUCUCCAGUAAUCUCAUGCUUAGGUUCACUGAGUUUUGGCGUCUGAUUUUGUUUCCUUUUUGUGUUUGUUUGUUUCUUCUGGUCAGCCUUGGUUGCCAAUAGGAUUCGUUGAUGUGUGGGGUUUUAGAAGUUUCUGUUGGAAAGCUGGGGGCAGUUCUACUGCUCAUAUUUGCUAACGAUCUUUUGUUAAUUAAGACUGUAUGCUUUUAGAGGAUCAGUGUUGUUCACUCUUGAAUGUCUUAAUUUAGAUUCUGGUUUUGCAGUUGCUCAUACUUGCUUAAUAUACUCUUUCAAAUUCUGUUCUUUGUCAUGGGGUUCUUUGAAUUACUAGCAUCCAGAGGUAGUUUGUGGAGAUAUCAAAGAUCAAUAGUUACUAGCGUUCCUUUUCUGUAUGCUAGGGAUAUUUCUGUUUGUCUUGUAGCUUUGAGAUUACCAACCUGAGUGCUGGUAGAAAUGGUGUCUAUUGUGUUCUGAUUUUACUUCCUUCUAAGGUUGUAUGUGGUCAAGGGGCUAACUAGGUUGUCAGACCGUCUCUGGAGUUCUUACCAUUUUGAGAUUAGGAUUUCUGACUGUAAUGUAACUGGUAGCAGUUAGCCUAAUAAUUUCACUGUAACCUUUUUAGCUAGAUGCAGAUCGAUAGACGAUUUAUGUCAGUAAAACGUGGAUAAGUCACCACGUGUUAGAUGUGUUAGUUUUUAGUUAGUGUAAUGUAGCCAGUUUAUCUAGAUGAUAGGCAAAUAGCUCUAGUUUUACUGAUGUCUGGGAUUAAUUUCACCUGUCACCAACAGAAUUUGUAAGUUCUGUUAGUUGAUAGUUUAUGCCGCACUUGGAAGAGUUGUUCUGGAAUCGUCUGGAUUAGGGAAAUAGCUUAUAUGUUUGUGGAUAUGGACAGUAGUGACUUCCAUAAAAAAUUUAUCAGUUUGAGAUUAUAAAGUUGCGAAUGUUUAGUGAGUGAACUCCGAAUGGGAGUUAGUGAUUUGGGUUUUACUUAUAUAUCGGACAAAUAAGUUCGGUUACAUAACCAUACUUUUUUUUAGGAAUGUUUAAUUUGGGAUGAAGUGAAUUCUGUGGAAUCGGUUAUUUGGGAUCUAAAUUAGGUAUUGGACAAAUUUGUUCAGUUAUAUAACCAUAAUGUCUGUUGGCCAUGCUUUUUUAUAUAUAAUUUUUAUGGUAUUUGUUGGCCAUUUUUUCUUGGUUAAUGCGAAUUUGUUCAACACUAGUUGUCUUAAUAUGUGCUGGUACUCUCAAGUGCUGAUUCCAUUCCCACAUAGGAACCAGACCUGGGAAAAGCAGGGGACUUGUAGUUGUGUACUUAUACACGGUCUUUGGGUGCCUUUUGGUUUGUUCAUGUAGGUGGUUCUUCAAAAGCUUAUGGUGCUUGGAUCGAUAACCUAUAAAAUAAAACUCAGGUUAGCAUAAAUGAAAUACAUGUUGACUAGACUUCUUGAAUUCUUUGCAUGUGAAAUGAGUAAACAAGUUAUCGCAAUGUGGCCGUGCGUCAGUUUUCAGUAGCAUAUCACCUAUCUCCAACAGUCUUCACUUCUUUCUUAUGAAAUCAAAGACUGUCCUUUGAGGGAAUUCUCCUGUAUGCAGCUAAUACUUUCCUUGUAAUGUGGUUGAAAUUCAUCACUCCGUUUUGUCUACUUCCAGGAAUGGGAACGAAAGUGCAGCGUGAAAGCUACAUUCCAGGAUAUUUUCAAAUGAGGGAUCUUAGUGAUGAGUCUAACAGCUGUAGCUGGCCACAAUAUUAUGGGGAUAAAACCUUCGCAAAUGGCCAGUACUACAAUGGUUUCUUGCCAAGGGCAAUCACUGAUACUUAUUCAGGUUAUGAUAAGGACUUAGUAAAGCGGACAAUGCUCGAGCAUGAGACCAUAUUCAGGAACCAGCUUUACGAGCUUCACCGCCUCUACAGAAUACAAAGGGACUUGAUGGAUGAAGUUAAAAGGAAGGAAACACCAAACAGAAGUCGAGUGCAGGUCGAGGCAUUAUUGUCAUCAAGCCCCUUAGCAUCCCAAGUUACAUCUGAAGAUGUUAGGAAAUGGCAUAUCCCUGGCUUUCCACUGGGAAAUUCUGUUUCUGCUCGGCCAUCUACUUCUGCCAUUGAUAAUAGUAAUUCACCCUUAAGUUCCGUCAGAGGAAGCAGCACAUAUGCCAGUCCCUUGCCAAAUAAGAAUGGUUGUACUUCAAAGGAUGUUGAGAUAUUGGAGUCCAGACCCACAAAGGUGAGGAGAAAGAUGUUUGACCUCCAGCUUCCGGCAAAUGAGUACAUAGAUACUGAAGAAGGGGCACCGACCAAUGUGUUUGAAAAGGCAAAUCAGCUGGUCGAAGGAAAUCCGAGUUAUACUAACAAGAACGGCUUCACUCAGAAUAAUUGCCAGGAUAAUGGUUCAAUAUAUGAAUCACGUUUAAGGGGGAAAACUAGUAUGGCUGAUUUGAACGAACCAAUUUCGAUUGAAGAAACUAAUCCUUCUGAUCAUGUUAGUGUUCUUGGUGUUACCCCUUUCCAUGUGAAGGUUAGAGGCACAGAAUUGGAUGGUAAGCAGAAGUCACGACUUGAAGAUUCUCUGGAUGUGAUACCUCAUCGUGGGAGUGAUAGUAGGCCUUUGACUAGACCUGAUCGUCAGAAUGAUGGAAACGGAAAGGAGUGGUUGACCCAUAUAGGUGAAGCAGGACAUACUAUAAACAAUGUCAAAUCUGCUACCGAGACAGGGAGUUUCCUGUCAUCUUCUCCGUCGAUGCAGGUCUUGUUCAACAACAGAGCUCUUGAACCUCCAAAUUUUUCAGUUACUGAUCAAAAGAAGAAUCAGUCAAGAGAUAGAAGCAGUCAUGGUCUAGACCUUUCAGAAAGCAGUCUCGACGAUUCUAAUAAUAAUUGUCACCGAGAAGCAGUUAUGGCUUCUAGUAUAUCCAGUCCGUAUCUGUUCGCACCUGAUUUGAGCAAGUCUUGGUCUCACUCUGCUUUGUCUUGGGAAAAGCCUACUGGAAUCUUGAACCAGAAUGGUAUCUCGGUUCAAAUGCAUCCUCAUUUGAAUUCGUCAUCUGCAUCAUUGAGGAAGAGUUCUCGGCCAUCAACUGAAAGCAAUGGGAUCUUUGGAGACCGAUGGAACUGUAACAACACCAGCUCUGCAUCUAACCAUAAAUUUGGAAAUGAAGUGUCUAACCGAAAUGGAUAUUACCAUGGGAUUUCUACAGGGUUGAAGGAAUUGCAGUUUUCUAUUCCUUCAGGAAGUGAUGGACAUGUGAACCGUGGUACUGCUGACAAUGCAGCAGCUCAAGAGCAACUAAUCAAUCAUGCAUCAGUUAGGUUCUAUCAAGGUUCGAGUUACAUGGAUUUGAAGCCCAACUUGAAUAUGGCAAUUUCGAAUGGUUCAUCAAAUAAGGUGGCUACCCGGCAUGGUAUUGAGAUUAUAGAUCUGGAAAGAAAGGAUGAUGAUAAUCUCUCUUCUUUACCUUGGCUAAGGGGUAAUCCGGCUUUCAAAAAUGAGGCCACUAGUACUGAGACGGUUCGCAAUGCUGGGAAAUUGAGUUUCUUGAAUUCCUCUAAAGUUCUCCCAGACAGAGAUUUUAGGGGCUCCCAUCAUCCUGCCUUUCAUGGUAAGAAAUUAGCUUCUCAUUCUACUUAUCCUGAUACCACUACGAUUGAAGUUAGGGAGUCCACAAGUUGCCGGAAAAUUCUUGGCUUCCCAAUUCUUCAAAAUACACAAGCUCCCAAGAAAGAGUCUUGGUCUUUCAGCUCUCCUGGUGACUCCGUUGCCCCUCCAUCCAAACAAGAGGCAGGAAACAAAGUAAAAAAUAUAGUGUUCGAUAUGAACAUUCCCUGUGAUGAUCUGGCAGCAGCUGAUUUUUCCCAAAAGGCAUCUGAUCAAGUCAAGCUUGUCAAUAAUGAGGAAGAUACUAUAAAGGUUCCCAACUAUAGAUGUGAGAUUGACUUGAACUCUUGUGUAAGUGAAGAUGAAGCUGCUUUAUCUCCUUCCGCUCCUGAUUGCAAAAAGAAGACAGUUACAGGGAUUGACUUGGAAGCUCCAAUAGUUCCUGAGAUUGAGGAGGAUGUAGAAUGCAUAGCGAAGGUUGAUAAAGAACUUUCACUAUCAAGGCAUCAAGAAUUAGAAAUACAGCAAGAUGAAUUUGUCAUAAUAGCAGCUGAGGCAAUAGUUUCCAUCUCAUCAGCAUCUGCUCCCCAAGAUCAAGCAGAAGGUGCUAGCUCUACCCUUCACUGGUUUGCAGACAUAGUAUCCUCUUGUGGGGAUGACUUGGAAAGCAAGUUUAAAGCUAUUGCGAGAGUUGACGAUAAAGAUUCGUCUUCCAUUGAGGAGUUUGAUUACUUUGAGUUGAUGACACUGAAGUUGACAGAGACCAAAAUAGAAGAUUACAUGCCAGAGCCUCUUGUCCCGAAAGACUUGAUAUUGGAUGUAACAGGACCCAGUGCUGCGGUUCCCACUAGGGCACGAAGGGGUAAUGCGAGGAGAGGAAGGCAGAGACGGGAUUUUCAAAGAGACAUCCUUCCUGGGAUGGUCUCCCUUUCUAGACAUGAGGUAACUGAAGAUAUUCAGACAUUUGGAGGGCUAAUGAGAGCAACAGGUCAUGUUUGGCAGUCGGGAUUACUGAGAAGGAACUCGACUAGAAGUGGGUGUGGAAGAGGAAGGAGGCGGUUGGUGGUUAGUCCUCCUCCACCACCUCCUCCUCCGCCUCCUCCGGUGGUGGUGGCUGUAAGUUCGCUGAUGCCUUGUGCUCCGCUGAUUAAUCAACUUAGUAGUUUUGAAGUGGGAAUGGAGGAUAGGAGCCUAAGAGGUUGGGGAAAGACAACUAGGCGUCCACGCAGGCAAAGGUGCCCGGCUGGUAAUCUUCCAACUCUCCCAGUAACCUAAAAUUACAAAUGAGCCGCUUUUUUACCUGCUGAAAAUUCUAUAAAUGGAAAGAGCAUGGGAGUUGGUGACAUUUUUCUCCUGGAUCUUGUGGGAUUGAGUUUUCUUGUGAUCAAUCGUGGGGAUUCCCUUGUACAUUCCUCCUUACCCAUAAUCCCGGGUCUCUUGGCUUCCUUCCAUGGGCGACAUGCCACCAACCUUCUACCAGUCAGUAAAUAAUGUCAGCAUUCGAGAUUGAUACUACCGGGAUACAUUUAUGAGCAGCAGCACCGUAGGUUUAUCAGAGUCAGCAAAGAGAGCAGAAAGCACCAUACUUGGUUUCUCAAAGGGUCAUCAUAAUCUCUGGUGAUAGAGAAAGAGGGACACGAUAAUAUCUGCUUGUGAUUGAUUGCAUUCUAUUUCAGAUUCAAGAGGGCAAGGCAACUGAGAAUGUGUGUAAUAAUUGUAGAUCCCUAACAAGGAUGGCUGCGUUACUUCAUUUUUCUCUCUUUUCGCUAUGGGUCUUGCAUUGUAUUCUGGUUCUACAGAACAGAGAAUGGAUGAGGAGACAGGAGAGUUUGUUCGCCUGUACGUUUUAUUUUGGCCCCCAACUCAACAGUUAUUAGAGGAUAAACCCAAACAAAUGACAGAAAGGUUUGUUCUUUCCAAUUAUAUAGAUGUUGAUGCUUGGCAGAUCUUCUGUAUGUACUUUGUUUUUCCUAUAUUGGGUUCUCUUACUUGGGAUGGAAGUAGGAAUCUGGAAGAAACACACUGUUGAAAAGAGGUGGGAGGAACGUAAGAUUUGUAAAUUGGACAGAGCAUUAUAUUUCUGGGAAAUGGAAGAAAUUCGGGCCAACCAGCCAGCAAGAUUCUUCCAAAUCUCAGGGAGGUAAGUGAGCCAGGAAGGAAGGAAUACAUUCUGGGGAAUUAUGGCAUGGCAGGAGCAAGAUUUGUUUGGUGGGACUGGCCAAUAACAAUUGGACAUUUGUCUGGCUGUCCCCAUCUGAAUUUUGUGGUUCUUGAUGUUGGUUGGCAGCAGAGAUGGUUGACUAGACGAGAAUCUUUUGGAAAAUUCAGUUUGAAGUCCCUGAAUAUGGAACAAUAGCCUUUUUUACUACCUUCCAAAAAAGUGUGAUUUGUUAUAUUUUUUUAGUCGAAAAUUUGGUCACUAGGAAUAUAGGUUUACUAAAAUGUUUCACUUUUGUCAUUAAAAAUAUUUUAUUCAAUUUAUAGUUACUAAAAUAAGUUCAAUAGUCCCAACUUGUAAUUUACCUUUUUUUGGGUUGAUUGUAGAAGGUAGUUUGUAGGGUUUCGAGUUAGGAGGGUUGAGCGAAUAUGGUGACUAAUUUAUAAUGGUAGUCACUACCUCACCAUGACUAAUUUUUUUAUUAAUUACCUUAUUAAAUUAAUUACAUUUUUUGAAAUUAUAAUUUUAUAUUAAUUAUAAUUUUCUCUCUCCCUCUCCCCACUUUUCUGUUUCUGUCACCCCUAUUUACGUUAUUCUUCUCAAUUCUUCUUUGUCUUCGUCGUGAGGAAGAAAAAAAAUGAGAGAUCAAUACCAAAUCAUAAAAAAAAAAGACUAUAACUUAAAAAUGCCAAUACAAGUCAAUACCAGUAUAGACAGUGACAGAGCUACGUUAGCAGGGGAGGCUAUAGUCCCACUUCAAUUCUCAAAAUCAUGUAAAAUUACAUGUAAGUUUUGUAAUAAAUUGGAAAAAUAUAAUAAUCGAUAAGGCGUUAGCCCCUCCACCCCCUCUUGCCAAAUCGAAUUCUCUGCGUGUAAAUUUUUAGCCCCUGCUCGUUGAAAUUUAUGGCUAUGCCACUGAGUAUAGACGAACCAAUACCAGUUCAAAACAAAUCAAUACCAGUAUAGACAAACCAAUACUAGUUUAAUGCAAACCAAUACCAGUUCAGAUGGACGAAUAUCAAUUCUAGGUGAAUUGAUACCAAUUUUACACAAACCAAUACUAGUUCAAAUAAACCAAUACAUUUUCAAUACGAACCAGGGGCGGAUACUUGCAGGUCUAGGGGUGUCCUAGGACACCCCUAAAAUUUGGAAACACGAUUAUUCAACCUCCGAUAGUAGUUUGUAUAUGAGGAAAAAAAAUGUUUAAGUGGUAGUGGGACACCCUUAAAAUUUGGGAAAACGAUUGUCUAACCUCCCAUAGUAGUUUGCGUAUUAGUACAAAUAAUAUUUUAUUAGUAGUUUAUGUGAUUUAAACUUGAGACACUGCCACUAUUAGUAAACAUAUUUUCAAUUACACUACAACUCAUUUGUUAUUGUGUUCUAGAUCCAAAUAUAAUAGUAAAAUGUUAUUCUUAUCCCAAAUUAUUUUUAAAACCUAACGAUUAAACCCAAUUACUGGAUAUCCUUUUCUAGUAGGAUAUAUCGAAAGAUCAUUGUUGAGCAGUAUAGACACUGAAUGUAUUUUACUAUUUUACGAAACAUGUCUGAACUUUUAAUGUAACUUUUAUUAGUCAGAUAUUUUCAUAUUUAAUAAUUAUUUUAUUUAAUUUUAAUAUUUAAUUUUUGAAGAGGACACCUUAUGUAGAAUUUCUGGAUCCGAGUCAUCCGACACUGAUACGAACCAAUACCAAUUCAACGCGAAUCAAAACCAGUUCAACACAAACCAAUACAAGAAUACAAAACUCAUAUGAGUUUUGAAAAACAAAUUCAUUCGGGGGGAGAGAGAGAACUCACUAAAUAUGGGUUUGGGGCAGUGAAAGAGGAAGAGGAAUGGUUGAGGCAUGUAUGUUCGUAGGAAGGUGGUAGGCAGAAACAUGGAAGAGGAAGAGACAAUGGCGGAGCAAGAAUUUAAAAGUAUCCAUGUCUUCUUUUUAAAAUAUAAAAGAAUAUUAAAUAUAAUUAAAAAUAAUAAUAUCCAAAUAUAUCAUCCAUAUAUAAUAACGAAAAACCAAUCAAUACAAUCACUAUUUUCAUGAACAACCACAAUACAUUUUCAUAUUCUAAGUUAAAUUAAAUUUAUCUAUGCCUUUAGACAAGAAAUGUCUUGUAAUGUAGUGGUAUAAAACUCUUAUAUUACCUAGAUAUCAUGAAUGCAAUACUUAGUUUAUACAUAUAUGAGAUAUUUUUUUGUUAUUCUAGAAAUUACAUGUGUCAUGGGACACAUCCCAGGACCCUUGGCUCCGCCUAUGAGAAGAGAGGAAGAUGGAGAAAGAGAGACAGAGAGGACUAUGAUUAUUAGGGUCUGGUGGCCAUAUUUUAAGGAUAGUAAUCAUAUAUGAAUACUACUUUUGUUUCAUAACUACCUCAAAACAAUCAUGACCCAGUUUAAAAAUGAAGCGAAUGAAGGAUAGAGAUGUAGGUUGUCAUAGUGACAACGUGUCACGGUAACCCAUUCCUCAUGCCAUUUAAGUAUAGAGUAUGUUUCACAUUAACCAUUGAAUCACGGUCGUACCACAAAACACUCUAUCAUAUACUAAUUUUGUAUAUGACCUCCGAUACGAUUUUUCAAUUCUUGAAAAAAACUAAUAAGCAAUAUUCUCCAUCUGUAUCAAGAGCUACGCAACUAUGCUCAUAUUCACAGGUGCUUUUGUUUAAAAAAAAAAUAUUUUAUGGUACAAACUGAAUUUGUAGCUCUAAUAUAAUUAUGGUGUAAAUACAAUUUGUAUAUAUACAUUUUCCUUGAAAAAUUUUUAUGGUGCAAAUUAAACGUAUAUCUUAAC
This is a messenger RNA of Linum trigynum, 9409 nucleotides long. The record is from the annotation of a GenBank genome assembly. NCBI's taxonomy places the organism in Eukaryota, Viridiplantae, Streptophyta, Magnoliopsida, Malpighiales, Linaceae.